Messenger RNA from Nicotiana tabacum (common tobacco), 1634 nucleotides. Its product is annotated as eukaryotic translation initiation factor 4B3. Gene Ontology annotation, molecular function: mRNA binding; translation initiation factor activity. The record is from RefSeq and is a predicted model, not a curated record. Lineage: Eukaryota; Viridiplantae; Streptophyta; Magnoliopsida; Solanales; Solanaceae.
GAAUACUCUCAAAAAACCUACACAGAGAUAACAAACAGAGUCCAAAGAGCAAUUAGCAAGAGCAAACAUGGCGGCAACUGUGAGCGCGUGGGCAAAACCAGGCGCGUGGGCUUUAGAUUCAGAGGAACAUGAGUCCGAGCUCCAAAAGGAAGAGUCAGUAAACGGCGACAACCACUCCAACGGCGCCACCGCUGGGCUCUCCGAUUUUCCAUCUCCAGCCGCCGCCGCCACCACCAAAACGAAGAAGAAGAAGCCACCAACCUUAUCCCUUCAGGAGUUCUCAACUUACAGUUCCGUUAAGAAGUCUCAAUACGCUGCUGCUGCCGCCGUCAAGGGAUUAACGCCGGAGGAAGUCAUGAUGCUCCCCACCGGUCCACGCGAACGCUCCGCCGAGGAACUUGACAGCUCUCGCCUGGGAGGCGGCUUCAGAUCGUACGGUUACGAUAGGCAAGGAGGUAGAGGUUCGUCGGACGAGUCCCGGAGACCGGGAGGGUUCCGACGUGAUUCCGACAGGGAAAUUGCGCCUUCACGCGCCGACGAGACUGACGACUGGGGCGCAGCUAAAAAAACUUCCAUUGGUAACAGUUUCGACAGAAGGGAGAGAGGCGAAAGGGGAGGAUUUUUCUCAGAUUCGCAUUCCAAAGCUGAUGAAUCUGAUAACUGGGGCGCAAAUAAAUCCUUUGUACCCUCUUCGGGUCGAAGAUUUGAUAGGAGAGGGAGUUUCGGGUCAAACGGCAGUGAUUCGGAUUCGGAUAAGUGGACUAAAAGGUCCGGUGGAGGUGGGGCAUUCGACAGUUUAAGAGAGCGAAGAGGCGGGGGCUAUGAGUCCAAUAAUAGUGGAGUGGAUUCAGAAAAUUGGGGAAGAGGAAAGAGAGAAGAAACUUUAGGUGGUGGUGGUGGAGGUAGGCCCAAAUUGAAUUUGCAGCCCAGGACAUUGCCUAUAGCUGAAGUACAGCAUCAGAAUGGUGGUAAUAAUGAGGCUACUGUGGUGGUGAAGCCCAAAGGGUCUAAUAAUCCAUUUGGGGCAGCUAGACCGAGGGAGGAAGUUUUGAAGGAGAAGGGGCAAGAUUGGAAGGAGAUUGAUCAAAAGCUUGAAUCUUUGAAGGUAAAGGAGGUGGUUUCUGAGUCAAGUGACAAAAAAGCUUGGGGGAAUGGGAAGCCGAGUUUCAUGCGUGAGGAGAGGACUGAGAAGAGUUGGAGGAAGCCUGAGCCAAAAGAAGUUCGUCCUUUAAGUGCUGAGGAAACUGUAAAUGGAGCUGUUGAAGAAACUGCACAGGGAGCUGCUGAGGAAUCUGGUGGAGAGCCACAAAUAUGAUGCCAAACAGAGGAGUUAUUUAUGAGCUGUGUUUGUUUCCUCAGAGUUUGAAAUAGUUUUACCCCGAUGCAUGUGAUGCGCGAAGCAUUAAGGCAAUUUUGAUAGAACUGCUUAGUCUGUAGUGGGUUGUGUUUUUCCUGUGUACUUACACCAACAUUAUUGUUUUGCUAUUUAUGUUUGUUCUUUUUCUAUUCAUCAUAGUCUAGAAUUGUUUGUUCGUAAGCUAGUACACAUUCAUAUGCGGAACACAAAGGCGUAAAGACUGUGUGGAAGAUUACAGAUUCAUAUAAUUAUUGUUAUUUUAUUUAUUUUUGACUUC